Lactuca saligna is the source of this 729-nucleotide messenger RNA. The record is from the annotation of a GenBank genome assembly. NCBI's taxonomy places the organism in Eukaryota, Viridiplantae, Streptophyta, Magnoliopsida, Asterales, Asteraceae.
AUGUCGAAACGAACGUGCGACCUUCAAGACCUGGAGCUUUUAGCGACCCUUCAUGGUCUUUCUCCCGUCGUCGGCGACCACCAAUCGAGUGGAAAUGGAAGCAACGGCGGGGUGGAUCAAGAAAGCACCUCCGAUGAUCACAUGCUUCAAAGAAGAAAAAGAAGAAUGGAAGCAGGAAAUAGCGAAGAUGUAUCAAUCGUUGACAAUGCCACCAUCGCCACAACCAUUAUUCUCCAGAGGGUUGGAUGGGCAUUCACGGAAGGUCGUUUCAACAAAGGAGAUGCGGUUGUCAUGCUCCACUAUGCUUUCCAAGUUGUGAAGAAAUUCAUCGAGGCUUAUGUGACCCAUGCAGGUGGCUCUGUCAUCGUGGUACAUUUUUCUUUCCAUAUCCACUCCAAAGAAGAAAUAAUCUCUGAGUUUAGAAAGGGUUUGACAAGGGGCAAGGCCUACGACAGGAAAAUUAGGUUGGCAAUUAUUGAUCACAUAACAUCCAUGCCCUCCCUCUUAAUUCUAGUUCUCUCUCAUAAAACCCAAGGGACGUCAGGUUUAGCAAAAACUGCCCCGCUCCCUUUACGCUGCUUUACCUUGGUCUCACUUGAAAACACGAUUUCACACUCUCUCUCAUCCCAUCGUCUCUGGAACAAACGAGAAGCGCAGCCUCAACAACGACGACAAACGCUAAACACCACCGCCAUUUUGCUGGGAGAUUCCUCUGCUAAUCGCCGGUAG